Molecule: messenger RNA, 4439 nt
Organism: Chelonus insularis
Lineage: Eukaryota; Metazoa; Arthropoda; Insecta; Hymenoptera; Braconidae
Gene: Acsl
Product: Acyl-CoA synthetase long-chain
Exons: 9
Coding region: 988-3129 (713 amino acids)
Biological process (GO): long-chain fatty acid metabolic process; long-chain fatty-acyl-CoA metabolic process; neuron differentiation
Cellular component (GO): plasma membrane; endoplasmic reticulum; lipid droplet
Molecular function (GO): palmitoyl-CoA ligase activity
Source: RefSeq, a predicted model, not a curated record
UUGUGAGCAGUUGAUUUAGCAUAAACGAUGAUUUACAUUAUAAUACUUUAUCUGUAUUAUUAAAAAAUUAAGUGAUAACUCCCUCUCUUUAACAAAACAGUCGAGCGCGCAGUAGUCAUCUGUACGUAUAGUUUCUGUCGGCUAAUGACAGAUGCGUGUUGGAGCCUACAGCGUGUACAAGAACCUACAACUAACCCUGAUUUGCGCUCGUCCGUUCAUCUACAGACGUGUCCCUGAAACGCACAUUUUACAACGCAAUUCUUCAUCGAAUAACUUCAUAUUAGCAUUUAACAUUUAACAUUUGGGUAUUACAAAUUAUCAUUUAUUUUUCGGGUUAUUCUGAAUGAACUUACGAAGAUUUAUGAUGAUUGAUAACAUAAGAGAGCAAUGACGUCGAGUGACAUCGUGAUAGGAAUUUUAAAGUGUGUAUUUUAUUGUUAUAAAACAGACUGAAACCAUUUUUUAUCUAAACAUCACGUUUAAUUGAAUAAAUAUUACAUUUUUAAAUGCAUUCCAGUGUAUUUUGUGUCAUAAUUUCGAGUGUUAUUGAGUAAACAGUUGGGCUAUUACUUGUAGUGCAGCACUUGCAGAUAGAAAUAGUUAUAAAAAGUGUCAACAACGAUUGUGAAUAAUUUAUUUAUUGCCAGUCAAUCAACUAAUGCCUGAUUUGGCUACAAAGCAUUUUAGAAGAAGUCUGUUUCGACCAAAUUGUCACGUGGUUCAACUUGGCAAGCACCGUGAUCUAGUGAUCAAGUACAGACGAACUCACCUAACCUGAUCAUACUCUUACUCUUGGGUGAGUUAAAAGAAGGUUUCGUCUGGCUUCCAAGUCUUAAAGAGUUAGCGAAGUAUCAGUAGAAGUUAUUGUGAAAGAAAGCGCCAGUUAAGAAGACCUACUUACAAAACCAUAAGCUGGAAAAAACUUGGUGUGAUUACAUCGACUAAUCGUAUUCAAGUUCCACCAGAAGAUUGCAUAAAAUUAUCAUCAUGAUUGUAGACGAGAAACUAGAAAUGGAAGGAUUCUGGAUAAAUGGAGUGAUCACUGCAAUAAAAGCCCUUUCUUACGUGUACGAUUUAUUGACAUUCCCUGUAUAUCUUAUUCUUCAACGACCAUGGGAAAAAAGAAAACUAUCAAGAAGAGUCAAAGCUAAGGUUAUUGCAAAAGAUGACCGCUCCAUAGUGUAUAGAAAUGUUGAUGAACCUGGUCCAAUGCAUGUGACAUUAGAUCGACUUAAAAUUGACACACUAGAGAAAGUGCUACGUUUUGCAGCUGAUACUCAUGGAGACAAAAAAUGUCUGGGUACUAGACAAAUUCUUGCUGAAGAAAAUGAACUUCAACCUAAUGGAAGAAUAUUUAAAAAGUACAAGAUGGGUGAUUAUAAGUGGAAGAGUUUCAAAGAUGUAGAAAAAUUGGCUACUUCUUUUGGACGAGGUUUAGGAGAGCUGACAAAAAAAAAGAAUAUAGCUAUUUUUGCUGAAACAAGAGCAGAAUGGAUGAUUGCAGCUCAUGGAGCUUUUAAGAAAAAUUUUUCUGUAGUUACUAUUUAUGCAACAUUGGGAGAUGAAGCUAUUGCUCAUGGUAUCAAUGAAACUGAAGUUGAUACAGUUAUUACGAGUCAUGAAUUAUUACCAAAGUUUAAGCACCUAUUGUCGUCAACGCCUGAAGUGAAAUGUCUUAUUUACAUGGAAGAUCAGUUAGUAUCAACUGACAUAAAUGGGUACAAAGAAGGAGUCAAACUUAUCCGAUUUUCGGAUGUUAUUCAGACGGGUAGUUCGUCACAAGUUGAACUUGAAUCUCCUAAGACUGAUGAUACAGCUAUAAUUAUGUACACUUCCGGAUCUACUGGAGUUCCUAAAGGAGUCAUGUUGUCACAUAAGAAUAUUCUUGCUAGUUUAAAAGCAUUUUGUACUGCUACUGAGACGAAGAGUGAUGAUGUUUUAUUAGGAUUUUUACCAUUGGCUCAUGUGUUUGAAUUACUUACUGAGACUGUUGCCAUUCUAGAAGGUAUCCCAAUCGGAUAUAGUUCACCUUUAACCAUGAUUGAUUCAAGUAGUAAAAUUCAGAGAGGUUGUAAAGGUGAUGCCUCUGUUUUGCGACCUACUUGUAUGACAGCUGUUCCACUCAUUCUCGAUCGCAUUUCUAAAGGCAUCAAUGAAAAAGUUAAAAAGAAAGGACCUCUGAGUCAAGCAAUCUUCAAAUUUGCUUAUGACUAUAAGCUCAAGUGGACAAAACGAGGCUACGAGACUCCACUUUUUGAUCGAUUGAUUUUUGGUUCUGCUAAACAAGUUCUUGGAGGUCGUAUUCGACUUAUUUUCUCAGGCGGUGCUCCUCUUACUCCCGAGACUCAUACCCAAGUUAAAAUAUGCCUCUGUGUUAACGUUACUCAAGGAUACGGACUCACAGAAACAUGUUCAUCUGCUACAGUAAUGGAUUAUUACGAUCGGAGUACUGGUAGAGUUGGUGCACCAGUGAUAGGAUGUGAUCUGAGACUGGAAAAUUGGGAAGAAGGAUCUUACAGAGUAACUGACACGCCUUAUCCCAGAGGAGAAAUAAUCGUUGGUGGAGAUAAUGUUUCUCAAGGAUACUAUAAAAUUCCGGAAAAAACUAAAGAAGAUUUCUUCUUUAAAGAUGGAAAACAAUGGUUUAGGACAGGAGAUAUUGGAGAAAUGCACCCAGAUGGUAGCAUGAAAAUUAUUGAUCGUAAAAAAGACUUGGUAAAACUUCAAUUUGGAGAGUAUGUUUCAUUAGGAAAGGUGGAAGCAGAGCUCAAAACAUGUAGAUUAAUUGAAAAUAUUUGUGUAUAUGGAGAUGCUCAUAAAACAUACACUGUUGCGUUAGUAGUACCAAACUUACAACAUCUUCAGGAGAUUGCUGACGACCUUGGAAUCCAGAAUAAGUGCUUGGAAGAGCUCUGUGAAAACCCUGAGGUGGAGAAAGCAGUUUUACAAGAAUUGGUAGAGCACGCGAAAAAAUCUAAACUUCAAAGGUUUGAAAUUCCGGGUGCAGUUAAAUUAUGUGCUGAACAAUGGUCACCGGAUAUGGGUCUGGUCACAGCAGCGUUUAAAGUAAAGAGGAAAGCAGUUCAGGACCGCUACCAGCAUGAAAUAAACAGGAUGUAUGCAUCGUGAUACCACGAAUCUUUUUUAACGGGUAAAAAACUUGAGGAACGAUUAUAAAUGUCAUAAUAUCAAACGAAUAAAAUUAUUUUAAAUUGAAAACAAAGAAAGAAGGGACGUACAUGAGAUCCAGUGAAUAUCAGAAGCUUAUUUAUUUAUUCAAUUUCUUGCUUGAACGCUAAAUACGCAUAGGUUAUUGACGUAAAUAUAUUGAAAACUAUGGAAAGUAAUUCAAUUAUAAGUUUUAUCUUAGCGCACAGUUUAAACGAAGAUACCUCUUCAAGAAACUGAAAUCUAAUCCAUAAAUCAUUUAUGUCUUCCGUCUGAUUAUCAAUUUUUUAUGACAGUAAGGACAAGCUAUAUUCUAAUUUUUUCUCCAUUUAUUGUCUAUUAUGUUGUAAAAGAAAAUAUUGAUAGUUUUUUUUUGCAAAUAGCACAAAGUAAAUUUAUAAUCAUUAUGACAUGUCACAUAACGAUAUUGUAAUAAUUAGUAAUUAUUCUGUAUGAUUAAAUAGUUUUCGUCAAUUUGAAUGAGCUUGUGAUUGACUUUGUAAUGAGAUUUAAGUAUUUAAAUUUAUCAUGAAUGUUUCAUUGUGAUUAUGGAAUUUAUAAUAUACUCCGUGAUAAGCUUUAUUAAAAUGAUAGUAAUGACUAAUGAGAACAAAUGCUUCUCAAUUAGUGUUAAUGUACAGCAUGAUCGAGUGUAGAGUAAUUGAAGCAACAAUUGUAAAUUAGUUUGCUAUGAUAAAUUAUUUGUUAUAUUAUUGAGGAAGAAAAAUUUAUUUAAUUGAGCAUUUAAUUGGUUAUAUUUUGUUAUUUAUAUAAACGCAACACAGAUAUUUGCAUAAUGUAAGAAUUGAUACCACGCUUUUUUAUAAAGCCUCGCCAAUAAUUAGUAAAAGAACGGGAUAUAAUUUUAAAUAUCAAUCUUUAUUGUCCAACAUACUCAAAUCUCGAGUAAGACAUCAGCAUGUUAAUUAUUUGAGUUAUUUUUUUUAGCGUAAGCUAUUGAAAAGCAAGUUUUAUGGAAAUGUUUAUUAUACGUACAUUAAUAUAAAAAACGUAAUUAUAAUCCAGAAAGUACAAAUCGGUUUCUUACACAGAUAUAAACAAAGGAACUAAAAGAGAUUUUAUUUUUCUCGUAAGUUUAUUAAAAAAAAUUGAUUUACGUUGAUGUGGUAUUUUUCGAAUGAAGUAAGUCCACCGAUUGUAAGUGUUCGGUGAUCCAUGUAAAAAUAUAGUUAUGUAUAAAAAAAUAAGUAAUGUAUAAAAUUUUAACAAGAAAUUCUUGUCAAUGUCUAUACAUGUAUUGAUGUAAAAAA